UUCAUUUCUGAUAUCACGAAGUUCACUGUCCAAAAUUCUCAGCUUUCGGCCCUACGACAUUUGAUCACUGUUGCUCUAGUACCACGAAAAUGCAUGCCAGCCUUCUCAUGGAUGUCCUGACUCUUUGUGUUCAAACUGGACACACGCAACACUGUAGCAUGGUUCUUGAGCAGAUGAUGUCUUGGGCAAAUAGAAGCGAUUCGAAAGAACUUCCAUCUUGGCAGUAUUGCAGAGAUCUGGCCGCGCAGCUGGACGAGUUCUUUCGUUCACAACCGGUUAGUAGUAUCGCCAUCGAUGAUCCUUGGGCACCAUUCUUUCGAGCCACUGCAGAGAUAAUCAUCAAGAACAGUCGCCUCGAUGACGUUAAUUUGGGUAUUAUAACAGCCUCUCUCACGUGCGCUGGUGGUGUUCAGGCACUAAUGCCUAUUAUGGACGCUGAAGGUAUUGCUUAUAUGGCUGCAAAAAAGAAAGCCUCGGUGAAGAGGCUAGUCCUCCACAUGCACGCCGAACUACUUUCUCCGGAGGCCAUCGCUCAGGCCAAACAAGAUCUUGACGAACUUUUCAUGACAUGCGUAAGCACGGUCAUCGAACGCUUUGAUUUCGCAGGCCUGUCGGACCUCACGGGCGAUGGGGCAGUCAAUAAAGUUAUCGCGUUACUGAAAUUUUCCUUUGACGCCGGAGUUGGCAUACAUUCCUACCAUAUCGUCUUGAAUCAGCUUUUUUCCUGUGCCGGCAUCACUCGAGGUCAGCUUCUUGAAACCUAUCUCACAGACAUCCUCGUUCCCUUUGUCGAUCUUCUUCGUACUUUGUUCGCUGUUCUCGGCGUCUCUAUAAAAGAAGGACCAAUCAAGUUCUUCUGUUCUGUGGUUACACGCUUAUUUGUCUCAAAGAGUUGUUGGAAAAAGGCCUGCAGGGAUAAAAUUUACAGAUGCUACGACUUUUGGCUGUGGCUGCUCCGAGUGUGGAUGUAUCAAGUAUUUCUUGCAAAGUGGUCCUACGGUCCCAUGUGACAUCUAUGAUGUUCAGGGCGUUCGCACUCAUGCUGAGACAAUGCUCCAAACCAUCGAAGCCAAGAAGUGGGGUGUCGAAUGGCGGACAAUGAGGCACGAGGCCCCCAAUACUACAUAUAUCCAAGCCAGAAUGGCCGGCGUAUAGGCAACAAGGCUUGAAUUUGCUCGACAGCUUGGGAGAUGUCAAGACUCAAAAUACCAUACUUGGGGAGGGUCACCCGUGGAUUCUUGGUACUCUCAAUGGCUCCGUAGGCCCCAAGGAUGUGUUGUUGCCCAUGGUGGGAGCCGUAUCGCAUUCAUCCAAUAGCUUGCUAGGUGUAAAAGACCUCUCGAUGACUCGGGGGAAGGCGACGGACAGUCAACAUCCAAAAAACAGAGGCCCAG
Molecule: messenger RNA, 1394 nt
Organism: Guyanagaster necrorhizus
Lineage: Eukaryota; Fungi; Basidiomycota; Agaricomycetes; Agaricales; Physalacriaceae
Exons: 3
Coding region: 90-1010 (306 amino acids)
Source: RefSeq, a predicted model, not a curated record